AGUUUAGGUAUUCGCCGUGGCGUAGCUUUCAUAAGUAUGUCGAUUAUGUCACCUGUUCUCCACCCAGAGAAAGUUCGAACAAACGUUGUCGCGUCGCCGUCGAUUUCCUGGACUGGUGUUGACAAAAACCUCCUUAAGAGGACAAUCGCACCGCCGCGGCAGGGGACACCAAGGUGGAAAAAAAUCCGCGGAUUUAACGAAGUUUCCAGUCGCGAAACUGUUCAGGAAAAGGGCCCCGUUUUUAUGUAACCACCAGUUCCUGCUCCCGAUCUGUCGUGACCCCGGGAAUGGUGCUGCCGUUCCAAAUCUCUGUCCGAUCGACUGCCAUGUUGAAAUCCGCGGUCUACGUAUCGUGAACAAUGUUAUGAACAUGAACAUGUUAAAUGGAAGAGACACGAUCAGCCACGGAGAUGAUUUAUGUCUAUCAAUUUAGAAUUCUGUGGACGACAAAUUACCAUUUUUCAUAGCACGCCGGUUUAGGAGUACACGACCACUUUUCACAAUGAUUAAUAUCGAAGUAGCAAUCCGAAUCUGGUAAUUGGAUGGAAUUAGCAAAAACCUGGAGACCUCGAAGAAGAAAAUCAUCGCAUAAUAGGAGAUUUCUCCAAUUAAGUCCGGGAUACCCAAUUAGUAACCGAUCGAUCAUUCGUUACAGGCGCACAAAUCAUAAUUGCGUCUAGACUGUGGCAAAUUUUUCGUUGUUUCAUUGUCGCAAUUAAAGCAAAAAUCAGGCUACAUUCGGCCCCGACGGACAACAAUGGUACCAGUCCGUCUGCAUUUCAAUUAAGAAACUUGAUCAGAACUGGCCAGAACACAUGUUCCGCAUGCACAUGCUCCCUAAGCUGAAACCAGACGAACGGAUCGUCGAUGGGCUAGUUGUUACGUGGUUCGGUCACCCCGUAAAUGGAAACUGUAUCGAGAACCCGUCAAUCGGGGGAAUUAGAAAAUGCUCUGGCGGAUCUGGGGCCGGGCAUACAUAACGCCAUCAGCAAUUUCCAUAGGGUGGCGGGUAUAAAAGAACGGCCCACCCCAUGGACCACACAGUGCAACUGUGAGCCAGAGCUUAACUAUGAAUCUUCUGUCGCUGCUAUUGUUGGUCGUCUUCGCGUUGGGAGCUUGUGCCACCGUGCCCGAGAAGCUGACGAGUAGCAACGAGGCUCCUGAACAGGCGGCGGCGGAGAAUAAGGCACAGGCGAACCCUCAGGAGGAGCUCGGCGAUAAGAAAGUCGCCAAGAGAAGUUAUGGGUGGGGGCCGUGGGGUUAUGGAGGAUAUAGCUACGGAUGGCCUUGGUACGGUUGGGGGCACGGAUGGUAUCCUGGAUGGUACCCCGGAUGGCCCCUGUUUUAUGGCGGCUAUGGUGGUGGAUACCAUAGUUACGGCCACGGUGGCUGGUACAAAGGAUGGUAGUUAGAAGAAGAUUGAGUCGUCAGCUUCAUAAAUAUAUACCACUAUUUCUCUGGUGCUUAAGAGUUUCUGCACUAAAUAAUUCUUGGAUUCACCGGAGCUCCUGGGUUUCGUUUAAACGGAAGGAGAUCGAAUAUCAUGCUACUAAGACUGAAUAUUAUACUAAACUGUGUGGUACUGCGAAAAGGUAUCGGAGCUUGGAGAUGUUAUCAUUGUUGAGCCUGAAUGAAAUAAAGUGAAGAGUAACUCAGAACGAUUGUUCGAUGUUUUCUCUGUGCGUUUUUCCGGCAUUUCGUUGCUUCGCACGCGGAGAAAGAAAUAACUAAUUAAUUUAUAUAUAUAUAUUAUAAUAAAUAUAUAUAUUAUUAUAUAUAUUAUAAUAAAUAAAUAAUUUUUGUACAUCUAGGCGCGAUUUUUGCGAUGAUUUGCGAUGGGUGGAAUAAAUAGUAAGAAGUAAAA
Molecule: messenger RNA, 1864 nt
Organism: Megalopta genalis
Lineage: Eukaryota; Metazoa; Arthropoda; Insecta; Hymenoptera; Halictidae
Source: RefSeq, a predicted model, not a curated record